AUGUCUAGCUCUUCGAUUUUAUCCUUGGAGGAUGAAAAAGCCGGCGCUGAUUCGGUCUUUCAGAACCAUGACUUCGAUGUCACCACAGAUUCCGGACGCCUCCACGCCCUCGAACAACUAGAGAUCCUGCCCCAGAUCCUCCAAGAAGGAAUCAUAUUUGCCGCUUCAGGAGCAGCCCUCCUUUUCCAAGCAGCGAUGCCCGAAAUCCGCAAAGAGGAAAGCAACAACGAAACCCCCAACGAUCUAGCCACCGAGCUCCUUGACGCACUCCAAGCCCAAAUCAGCUAUACCUCAACCUUAGUUUUUGGAACACGUGCCGAACGGAAAACGCUCCUUGAAAUGUUACACCGCGGCGAAGCUCCAGGUCUCGGCGGCGGACGUAACAACCGCUUCGCACAUUACCCAUCGCUCCAGCUCUGGAUGGCCGCGACAUUAUACGCCACCGCAACGGACUUUUACCAGCGCGUCUACGGCCGUGUCAACUACCAGACUGCGCAGCAAGGAUACGCCGAGUUCACUAUGCUGAUGAACUGUCUCGGUAUAUUCCCAGGCACCUGGCCCGAGACCCGACAGAAGUUCUGGUCUUACUGGGAUGAUCAGGUUGGGAAACUGGUUGUCUCGAGUGAAGCGGCACGCUUUGCGAAAGCACUUCGGGAGAGUACCGAGAUGCCGAAGUGGGUGCAACGGAUUAAACCUUUUAUACGCGUUGUGACUAUCGAGAUGUUGCCGCCCAAAUUGCGUGAGGCUUAUGGUUUGAGAUCGACUGGCUCUACUCGUGCCUUGUAUCGUGUUUGGAUGGGAUUCUCGGCGACUAUAUACCCGGCUAUGCCGAGUAAGCUGCGCGCAUACCCAUUGCGUUAUUAUCAAGAUCGUCUGCGGGGGAAGUUGAAUGAUGCUUGA
Molecule: messenger RNA, 900 nt
Organism: Penicillium verhagenii
Lineage: Eukaryota; Fungi; Ascomycota; Eurotiomycetes; Eurotiales; Aspergillaceae
Product: oxygenase MpaB family protein
Exons: 1
Coding region: 1-900 (299 amino acids)
Molecular function (GO): oxidoreductase activity
Source: RefSeq, a predicted model, not a curated record